GUAUCGUUAAUUGAAGACGAUGAGGAGACAAACAACGAAGGCUCUUCUUGCCAACAGGAAGCAAUGGAGGACGAGAGCGCAACACUUCCUUCAAGAGAAAUCAAUGAAGUUGCGCCUAAUCAACAUUUGAAUUCAUUUAAUUUACGAAAUGUAUCCAUGGCGGCAAAGGAUCGGGUGCACGAUUUUGCCCUCGAUCUAGCGAAUACAACCUCAUCACAGCCUGAUACUUCCAGCCACCUGAAUCAAUCCAAGUCACCUGCAAGUGAAUCAGCGAUAUUUCUGGAGUUUGGUCCAGAUCCAGUGAACGAAGAAUCUUUCAGCUACCCGGAGAGAGUUUCCAUGCUAUCACCUAUGUACCAUGGUAAAUUGAUGUUCCAUCCGCAUAUUUGCAAUCGUUAGAACACCGUUUAUCGGUUUAAACUAAUAGCACACGAAGAUAUAACGAAAGUCAAUACUUUUUUUCGAAUCUAUAAAAUACAGGUGUACGUGUAAUGUUUCAAGUGCAGACACAAUAUCGUUACACCUCUCGAUGUAACAACCAUACACCCAACCACUUAUAAGCAUGACAAGGCUUGAGUAUCUAACUGAUAUAAUUUUUAAGAUGCGAUGUUUUGAUCCACAGAGUCUGAAGAGAUUCUUAAAAUGAAUGACAUCAGUCCGUGGAGAGGUCUGCAAGUAACACCAAAUGACACUAUGGACAUUAGUCCUGGACACCAUCUGAGUAAAAGCUUCUUCUCUCACCCUAAAGAUUUGGCGAUGUUCUUUCCCUCUACCGAAAAAAUCCAGGAGGCCGAAUCAACAAUACUUGCAAACGAAAUCUCUCCCUGGAGAGGCUUGCCAACUGCGUCGAUGUCAGGUUAGUAAUCCUUUUUACUAUUUUAAUCACAAUUUUUUGUGGCAACUGGAUACCGCUAUCAAUUUUUUCUAUAAAAUGCAAAUAUAAGAAACAAUAAAAUAUUCUGUAAAAGUCUUUCCGCUCGCGGUGUUUCACGCCCGUUAACUUCACAGGAAAUGUAUGAGUGGCUUUUGCUGAACACGAUAUUAGAGUGUAUCAAAAAGGAAAAAAAUUACGUUUGAGAGCAUAAAUAACUGUUGAGACAACAGAACUUUACCGGUGGAAAGCGCGACUAUGAGAACACAUCGUCAGCAUUUCAUAAGCGUACCAUGUUAGAGUGAGGAAAUUUUCUUCAGUUUUGGACAAGUAAGGUUUUUGGAGAGUAUUCAAAUUAGGAGUUUUAAUGUAAGCGCGUUUCCGUUCGGUGGUGUGUGCGUGUGUUUUUUUUGGCCAAGGGGUUUUCUGUUAAUGCUUUCGAAUAAUAACUUAAACAAAACAAAGAAUUCAAAAAGUUCAAACCUUUUAAUUCACAACCUAGCAGAGAUAUCUGCACCCCAGGUAAAUGCAUCUCAGGAAAUGGGUGAUGUUGAUAUGGAGAAGGCUAAGGAGAACUACAAAACUACUGGGGACUCUUGGGCAAACUCUCAUGUAUCGUUAACUGAAGACGAUGAGGAGACAAACAACGAAGGCUCUUCUUGCCAACAGGAAGCAAUGGAGGACGAGAGCGCAACACUUCCUUCAAGUGAGAUCAAUGCAGUUGCGCCUGAUCAGCAUUUGAAUUCAUUUCCUUCACCAGAUGUAUCCAUGUUGGCAAAGAAACGGGUGCACGAUUUUGUUCUCGAUGUUGUGAAUACAACCUCAUCACAGCUUGAUACUUCCAGCCACCUGCAUCAAUCCAAGCCACCAGGUCCAGAUCCAGUGAGCGAAGAAUCUUCCAGAUACCCAGAGAAAGUUUUAAUUCUAUCACUUAAGGAAAACGAUUCAUCGGAGACAACGAUGAUGUCUUCAGGUAACUCAAAAUUAUCUUUAGGAAGUGAUGUGAAAACAGGUAGUAAUAACUUUUUCCCUUGCGGGAUAGUUUGAUUAUCCAUAUCAGUACUCGAUCAACAUUUCUACAUCAAGUUAUUUCAAGAUACAAAGCGUUAUAACAAACCCGUGUUUAGCAUUUGUUUAAGUUCUGUUACAUUAUAUAAUGCGUUCCAUGGUAAAUCGAUGUUUCAUCCGCAGAUUUGCAACUGUUAACGCCGUUUAUCGAUUAAAACUAAUAGCGUCUAAAGAGAUAACGAAAGUCAAUACCUUUCUUUCCGAUCUGUUGUAUACAGAUGUACCCCACGUGUGUGCUUCUCCCGUAUGGGAGAUACACGAAACAGGGUGCCCUCCAUCGUCUUCUGCACAGACUCCUGUUACUCACUCCUGGAGUUCCACAUUGACAUCUGGAAGAUCGAUAGAUAUUGGUCUCAAAACAACCUGUGCUACACCUGCUGAAAACAAAACUCCCGGCGAAACUGCAGCAACGUCCUCGGAUGGCUCGAUAAUAACUGAUUUGAAUACUACCGAUAUGCCAUCCUUCCGCUGCAAAUCAGGGACUUCAGCUAAAAAGGAAAGUUGUGACUUCGGCACAUCAGCAACAUCCUCAGAUGUUGAUGCAAAUCAAGUCAUAACAAAAUCCUCCAGGUUUGCUGACAUUUUUUCGCCAUCCCUAAAUGAAUUCAAAGAACAGGAGUCAACAGGGGACUCUCUCAGUCACUCAAGAGUGUCGUUGAGAAUUGAUGAGGUGGAAGCCAGACAGAAUUCCAGUGCAUGCGUAAGGAGAAGCGAGAGUCCAUCGAAAAAUACACAGAGUCAUGACAAGGGCUCCGUUAAUCCACUCACAAACUCACUAGGAUUAAAACAAAGUGAUUUCGAGAACACUAGCAUCAUCUCCUGUUGCUGCGAUGGAAAAGCAUACAUUGAAAAUGAAGCUAGUCCAUCUUGCUCGAAAUCCUUCGGCUUCGUUGCAAAGAUGUCAACUGGACUGGAAAAUUCCAACCUGGUGUCUAAAAGUGAGUAUAGCAUUAAUACCAAGGAGAUGUCAAUGGUCUCUAGAUUUUUUAUUUUGAAAAAGCUUAUUGUCUGUCAACAUUCUAAGUUUUCUUGGGAACUAGAGAAAACGAAGAGUGCUUUUCCACCCGGUGAGAAAUAUCGUUAUUUGCAAAUUCUCAUAAACCAUAGGCAAACUCAAGAUUUCCAUUAUUAAAAACAUUAGGUAUGAAAAUUCCCAUUAAAAAGAAUCUUUACUGCCGUUGUAUUGAUCUUAGGUUAAUUUCAGGUUUAAAAAUAUGAAUAUUAUCCACAAGUAGUUGACUUCUCCUUUUUAACUUUUAAGGAAGCAAAAGGAAACGAAAGCGCGGCGCACCUGAAUGUUCUAACGUAGAAUCUGUUGAGCCUUUGCGAAAAUCCCCACGUUUUGCCAUGGAGACAGGGGAAAAUCAAACCGAGUCACCUUUAAUAAAGGUGAAGAUUGAGCAUCAGCAUCCACCCGCAGAGGACUUGGGUGACCCGACUGACGCAGCAACAUCUGCAAAGAAAAGAUCAUCUCCCAAAGCUAAAGGUUAAGUAGAGUAGGCUUUUGACUUCUCUUAACAGGAUCACGAUUUGUGUUCACGUUCUUUUCUAGUUUUAUCGUUUACUUAAAAAUAUUCACUCGUUCCUCAAGAACCCGCGAUUCGAUACUUUUUAGAUUCUAAAAUAGUGACAUUAGGUAUGGGUGGUUGACUCUGUAUUUCCAAAUGACAGGAAAGACCAGAAAACGGAAGCGCAGUGUUCGAGAAAGUUCAGAUAUAUCUGAUAAACCAUUGCAAAAUUUUCCAUGGUUAGAAACAAAUGAACCUCAAGUUGUGUCUCCACAAGCUGAAGGUGAGAAAGAACAAGUUUUUGACUUACCUACCUUAAUGGGGCGUGUUUAGUUUUGUAUCUACCGUUGACUGAGAUAUUUUAUUAAUAUGUAUCUCAACAAACCGCAAGUUGAUUUUACCAAUUUUUAAUCACCUAAUAAUAUCAUCGGACAAAAUCAUGUGGGCGAUUAUCCCCUGGAUGUCACUGGAGGAUGAUGUUAAGCUAUGCAAAAACGACACCUUCAACAGCGUCCAGACUGGACCACUCCUCCGGUAUCCAAAUGAAUGACUGAUUUAAGUGACGUCAGUAAUGUCACGUCCACCCCGAAUGUUAUGGGAUCCCAGUGUGAAUAAGUAUUAUUAUGGUUGGGUAAUUUCAAUGUUCCUAUCAUUUUUUUUUAUAUUUAGAGCCGCGAGUUAAAGUGGAAGUUCCGCAAAGUCCAGAAGCCUUGGAGUACGCUCAUUUCUGCCUCAGAAAUGCUUAUCACGCACUCCUUGGUGCCACGGCAAAAAAUGUAACCAUCCAACCUCAGGUUAACACAGCU
Molecule: messenger RNA, 4253 nt
Organism: Pocillopora meandrina
Lineage: Eukaryota; Metazoa; Cnidaria; Anthozoa; Scleractinia; Pocilloporidae
Source: the annotation of a GenBank genome assembly